CAAACGUUGACUGGCAUAAACUGAAGUGGGUUGCCUAACUGGUAGAGUUUUCAUUUGCUGGUGUUAGCGUCGAGAGUAAACACUCGCUCAACUCACCGGGUACAGAGGAGCGCUGACACCCACGGAGAGCUUCAGUGAUCUACGCUGCUCGGCCUGAGACCGGGAAGCCUCAUUCCUUUGCAAGCUCUUUUUCCUGGGUUGACUCAGAAGUGCUGGAAGCAACAUGGGUGAUAGGUUGAUCAAUGAGGGUCUGAAGACAAUUUUCUUGUUACUAUGGCUAGGUGCCAAUGUGGGGUACUGGAUGCGGGUGUUUUGGACCUACGAGUUUGGACCUCAGUAUUUCUACAUCAGACACAUCACUGGGCUGGGCGUGUCUAUAGCCAAGGCAUGUGGGGCGUGCCUGAAUCUGAACAGCAUGCUGAUCCUCCUACCAGUGUGCCGCAAUCUCAUCUCCUUCUUCAGAGGAUCAUGUGAGACGAACACGCUCUGCCGACGCAGCGUCCGUCGCCAACUGGACAAGAACAUAACCUUUCACAAGACACUUGCUUACAUGAUUCUCCUGCUGAACAUAGUGCACGUCAUCGCUCACUUCUUCAACUUCCGGAACCUCUACAAUCACUUCCGGUUUGGUCGAUGCGGUGAUGGCCCUGUGACCCUAUCAUGCACCCUGAGGGACCUGCCGGACAAGGAAGGAGGGACGUGGCUCAACCCUAUACAGUUUGACAACAGGGGACUUCCUUUCGGGUUCGGUCUCAUUCUUCAAGGAGUCAUCCCUAUCGCUGGAUGGUCUGGGGUCGUCCUUACAUUGGUCUUCAUCAUAAUGUUUUCAUCAGCAACAGAAUUUAUCCGGCGUUCAUACUUCGAGACUUUCUGGAUCACCCACCAUUUGUUCAUCGUGUAUUACGGUAUGAUACUUGUUCACGGAACUGGGGGCAUAAUUCGUUCUCAGUCAAACUUAGCGGACCACAACAUCACCCUCUGCAAGAACAUUCCAGAUACGUGGGCCCCAGAAGCACAGCCGUGUCCAUACCCGGUAUUCGUAGACGGCAGCGCUGCGAGUUGGAUGUGGGUUAUUGGUCCGAUAGCCCUGUACAUUCUCGAGAGAACUAUUCGAUUUGCUCGCAGCUGCCAGAAAGUUCAACUCGUCAAAGUCGUCAAACAUCCUUCAAAGGUGAUUGAGCUGCAGAUGAAGAAGUACGGCUUCAAGAUGUUGUCUGGGCAGUACAUCUUCCUCAAGUGCCCACCAAUCUCACACAUCCAGUGGCAUCCAUUUACCCUCACGUCCGCGCCAGAGGAUGACUUUUUCAGCGUUCAUAUCCGCACUGUGGGAGACUGGACUACAGACCUUUGGAAGGCAAUGGGAGCUGACGCUAAGACCAACACUGAGUCUGCUGACGAUCUUGCAAGGGUUGCAGUUGAUGGACCAUUUGGUACUGCAAGUCUAGAUGUGUUUAAAUACCAGACUGCAGUGUGUGUUGGUGCGGGCAUUGGAGUCACUCCAUUUGCAUCUAUUCUGCGAUCCAUCUGGCACCAGAGCAUGUCUCCAGACUACGAACUCAAACUCAAGAAGGUCUACUUUUUCUGGAUCUGCCCUGACACCAAUGCCUUCGAGUGGUUCUCGGAACUACUGGAUUCCUUGGAGAAUCAUAUGAUUGAGCAGGGCAAAGCGGACUUCUUGAAUUAUAACAUCUACUUGACCAGAGGAUGGAACAACAAACAGGCUAAGAAUAUCUACCUUCAAGAAGAGGAAGAAGUUGAUGCCAUUACUGGUCUUAGACAGAAGACUAACUAUGGCCGUCCAAAAUGGGAUGACAUCUUCAAGGUCAUUGCUGAAGAAAACCCUGGUAAAAGUGUUGGUGUCUUCUUCUGCGGACCCAAGGUUCUAUCCCAGGUGCUACACAAGUGUUCUAACAAACACUCCAGCAUUAGUGGAGGGGCAAAGUUCUUCUAUAACAAAGAGAACUUCUAAAGAUUGUCUUUAAAAUCCUUGACUCCUUUAAGGACUUAUAAGAUGCUUUUAGAGCAGAGACGAUGGAGACUUAAACCUUAUAACGUUACGCAGUUUGGGUCCCUUGCACGUGAUUUUCACAAGAAAAAUCCAUGUUAUCAACUGCACUGUGCAUUAAUGCUUAGAUGGGGCCAUUACUUACAAUCUGAAUACUCGGUUUUAUCCUUUAAAUAAAUGAUUAUUUUUUCAAUUUGCCAUUGAACAAAAAUGGCAGUGGCUGGAGCACAUUGUCUAAUAAAAACUACUAUAAGCUUGUGAGCAUCACAUCUCAACGUGCGAUAAAUGUUGAAGGCUAAAGAAAAGUUUCUUUUGGGUGAGUGUUUGCUCUUAAAAAAGCCGGUUUGGUCUCGACGUUUCGAACAGUAUACUCUGCUCGUCGUC
Messenger RNA from Asterias rubens (European starfish), 2389 nucleotides. RefSeq names its product cytochrome b-245 heavy chain-like. Gene Ontology annotation, cellular component: plasma membrane; NADPH oxidase complex. NCBI's taxonomy places the organism in Eukaryota, Metazoa, Echinodermata, Asteroidea, Forcipulatida, Asteriidae. The transcript has 14 exons. The record is from RefSeq and is a predicted model, not a curated record. Gene Ontology annotation, molecular function: superoxide-generating NAD(P)H oxidase activity. Gene Ontology annotation, biological process: defense response; superoxide anion generation. The coding region runs from base 224 to 1969 and encodes 581 amino acids.